AUGUGCGAUCAAAGACCCGUUUUUCAAGGGUCUCUCGUAUUGGGUUUCUUCUUCCUCUUCUUCUGCAUCGUAAACGGAGAAGAAUGCUCAAAUACGAGCUCAUUGAUCGGGUACGAGUCCGAGUUCAAGAUGCUGCAGCACCAGCUUCGAGGGGUUUUCACCGUCGUUGAUGAUUGCUCCUUUAGGGUUUCUCGUUUCGACAUGCUCUCUGGCUCCGACGUUCAUUGGUGGGGUGCAAUGACUUCUGAUUUCGAGAACAUGACUAAUAACGGCUUCGUGAUCUCUGAUCACAAGCUGAAUCAAACAUUCAAUAACGAGUCUUUCGUCGUCCAUUUGCUGAGUAACGUUACGUGGGAUCGAUUAGGGGUGGUUUCGGUUUGGGAUUCACCUACUGCUUCUGAUUUUGGGCAUGUUCUGCUCUCAAACACCACAGAGCCAGAGUCGUCUUCUUCAGAGAGCAACGAUGUGGCUCCUUGGAAAUCUAAUAGCAGUGAGCCCUAUAAAGCUCCUACCAUGUUUGAUAACUGCAAGAAGCUUUCGGAUAAGUACAGGCUAAGGUGGAGCUUGAAUGCAGAGAAAGGCUAUGUUGAUAUUGGUCUAGAGGCUACAACUGGUUUGCUCAACUACAUGGCGUUUGGUUGGGCUAAACCGAACGCUACAGGGAACCUGAUGUUGGAUGCUGAUGUUGUGGUCACUGGAAUCAGAGAAGAUGGCUUCCCUUUCGCUGAUGAUUUCUACAUCACAAAGCUGAGUGUUUGCUCUGUCAAGGACAACUUUGCCUCUGGGGUUUGUCCUGACUCUGUGUACGACGGAGGAUCAGAUUUAGUUGGUGAGUCUUCUUCGGUGAACAACACUAAACUGCUUUACGGCCAUAGGAUAGAUGGAGUUUCGUUUGUUAGGUAUAGGAGACCGUUGAAUGAUAGUGACAAUAGGUUUGAUUUCCCUGUGAAUGCAACUGAGAACUUAACUGUUAUUUGGGCGCUUGGGGUGAUAAAGCCACCGGAUGUUAUCAACCCUUACUACCUCCCGGAGAAUCACGGCGGUUUGGAGUCGGAAAACUUCGGCCAUUUCUCUCUUAAUAUCUCUGAUCAUGUGGAUGAAUGUUUGGGACCGCUUGAUGCAGACAACAAGUAUGAUCAAGGCGUGAUCAUCGCUGAUGCCAAUGCGCCUCUCGUUGUCACUGCUGGACCGUCUGUGCAUUACCCGAACCCUCCAAACCCGUCCAAGGUUCUGUACAUUAACAAGAAGGAAGCUCCGGUGCUGAGAGUGGAGAGAGGCGUCCCUGUGAAGUUCUCAAUAGAGGCAGGGCACGACGUUUCUUUCUACAUAACUUCGGAUUUCCUCGGUGGGAACGCUUCUCUAAGGAACAGAACGGAGACGAUCUACGCCGGUGGGCAAGAAACUCACGGAGUACUGUCGAGUCCGUUGGAGCUGGUUUGGUCUCCGAAUAGGAACACGCCUGACCAGCUCUAUUACCACUCGAUUUAUCAAGAGAAAAUGGGGUGGAAGGUUCAGGUUGUUGACGGAGGACUCUCGGAUAUGUACAACAACAGUGUUAACCUCGACGACCAGCAAGUUAAGUUCUUUUGGACCAUAGUAGGAGACUCGAUAUCGAUCGCAGCUCGUGGGGAGAAGAAAAGCGGCUACCUUGCAAUCGGUUUCGGCAGCGAGAUGGCGAACAGUUACGCUUACGUUGGUUGGUUCGACAGAAACGGAACAGGGCAUGUGAACACUUACUGGAUCGAUGGAGCUUCCGCUUCCGCUGUGCAUUCUACGGUAGAGAACAUGACGUACGUGAGAUGCAAAUCCGAGGAAGGAAUCAUCACGCUCGAGUUUACACGUCCGUUGAAGCCGUCGUCGUGCAGUCAUCAGAACAGACCCGAGUGCAAGAACAUGAUCGAUCCAACGACUCCUCUUAAAGUGAUAUGGGCGAUGGGUGCUAAAUGGACGGAUGGUCAGUUAACUGAGAGGAACAUGCACUCGGUAACAAGCCAGAGACCGGUCCGUGUGAUGCUAACGCGUGGCUCCGCAGAAGCGGAGCAAGAUCUAAGACCGGUGUUAGGCGUUCACGGAUUCAUGAUGUUCCUCGCUUGGGGAAUCUUGCUCCCAGGUGGGAUAUUAUCAGCUAGGUACCUUAAACACAUCAAAGGAGAUGGAUGGUUCAAGAUUCAUAUGUAUCUUCAAUGUUCUGGUCUAGCUAUCGUCUUCCUCGGCCUCCUCUUCGCUGUAGCUGAGCUUAACGGUUUCAGCUUCAGUUCGUCGCAUGUUAAGUUCGGUUUCACGGCCAUAGUGUUGGCUUGCGCUCAGCCAGUGAACGCUUGGUUAAGGCCAGCGAAACCGGCUCAGGGAGAGUUGGUCUCCUCGAGGAGAUUGAUAUGGGAGUAUUCGCAUUCGAUCGUUGGUCAAUCGGCGGUUGUGAUCGGAGUCGUGGCGCUUUUCACGGGGAUGAAGCAUUUGGGAGAACGGAACGGAGCGGAAAACGUCGACGGGCUUAACUUGGCUCUUGGGUUAUGGGUGUGCCUUGGAGUGAUUGCUGUAGCGUAUUUAGAGUACAGGGAAAGAGGAAGGAGAAGAGCGAGGAAUGUGAGCAGAGGGAAUUGGGUUUUGGGGAAUGUUGAGGAAGAUGAUUCGGUUGAUCUUAUAGACUCGAGAGGUGGUUUCAGAGAUAAAGAUGGUGAAGAUGGUAGAAAUGGUGGAGGGAGGAUGGAAAUUCAGUUAGAACCGUUGAAAUAA
Microthlaspi erraticum is the source of this 2733-nucleotide messenger RNA. The record is from the annotation of a GenBank genome assembly. NCBI's taxonomy places the organism in Eukaryota, Viridiplantae, Streptophyta, Magnoliopsida, Brassicales, Brassicaceae.